Molecule: messenger RNA, 2269 nt
Organism: Neocloeon triangulifer
Lineage: Eukaryota; Metazoa; Arthropoda; Insecta; Ephemeroptera; Baetidae
Gene: Mtl
Product: ras-related C3 botulinum toxin substrate 1
Exons: 4
Coding region: 225-812 (195 amino acids)
Biological process (GO): small GTPase-mediated signal transduction
Molecular function (GO): GTP binding; GTPase activity
Source: RefSeq, a predicted model, not a curated record
GCGAAACAGCGGCCAAUAGUGAAAUUGCAGGAAAGCCAAACCAAGCAAGCUCUGGUUGACGGGAGAAACUACUUUUGCCGAAGUGUCUGUCGCCUUCCGAUAAGGCCAAUGCCUCUUUAAUAGUCCAACGUCGAGGCAGCCAAAACCCUGCGGAAGACCUUUUGUGAGACGGCGGCGGAUUCGGCUCAACUUCUGGCCGGAGUGUGCGAGCUGAGCGACGGACGAUGUCUUCAGGGCGGCCGAUAAAGUGCGUGGUCGUCGGCGACGGCACGGUCGGCAAGACGUGCAUGUUGAUUUCCUACACGACCGACAGCUUCCCGGGCGAAUACGUGCCGACGGUAUUUGACAACUACUCAGCACCCAUGAUCGUGGACAGCAUCCCUGUUUCCCUUGGCCUUUGGGACACGGCCGGACAGGAGGACUACGACCGACUGCGGCCCUUGAGUUACCCACAGACUGACGUAUUUCUCAUCUGCUUCUCCGUGGUGUCCCCCAGCUCUUGUGAUAACGUCACGGCCAAGUGGGUGCCGGAAAUCAAACACCACUGUCCAGACGCACCAAUAAUUCUAGUCGGCACAAAGAUUGACUUGAGGGAAGACAAGGAGUCUCUGGCAAUUUUGUCCGAGCAAGGAAUGAGUCCGAUUCGCAGAGAGCAGGGCCAGAAGUUGGCCAACAAAGUCAGGGCUGUUCGUUACAUGGAGUGCUCUGCCCUCACACAGCGUGGACUGAAACAGGUGUUUGACGAGGCCGUCAGGGCCGUUUUAAGACCAGAACCUCAGAAGCGGAGGCAGCGCAAGUGUUUAAUUAUGUAGUGUGGAAAUGCGACACGCUCUCGAUGGUAGCUAAAUAACUUUUUUAUACAUUUUCCUGACAGUCAAACGAGAGAGUGACGUUUUUAAGCGGCACAAGUUGACAUUUGACUAAAGCAAAAAAGGUUUACCACUAGACGAAGUCCUCUGGUUCAGUUUCAAGCGCUCACAAUUAAAAUGACAAUACCCAUGUCAUAUCAGUUAAUUAACCAAUGCUGCAUUUCAUACUUUUGCAAUUUCUCGCUUUUUAUUACUUUUCGGAAUGUGUUCUUUUUUGUGUAUUUUUGUGCCAAGUAAUCUCAUCCUUUUUUUAAUUGACUUUAAUUUUAUUUUACUGUAUAUCUGAUAACACAAACUGAUUUUGACGUCUUGCAUUUAACGUUGAUCGCAACAGCUACUUAAAAACAUUUUUAAUAUUACUACUGAUUACUACUAUUUGUACAUUAUAAAAUUAAGAGUCAUUUUUAAUCACAUCUUUUGUCAUAUUUGUUCUAGUUUGUGUGCAUGAAACCAAAGUUGUAGUUUAACAUUUUUUAUUAAGGAAAAAAAUGACAUUUUAUACCUCAUCCCUUUUAUACAUGCCAACAUUUUAUACAAAUAAUGCAACUCUUUCAACUAUGAAAGUGGUUUAAACAAAUGCUUUGAUUUUGAUGAAAUGAGGAAAUUUAGUAUAAAAAUUUAACUCACAUUGAAAUAAAAAUAUCUAUCAUUUCAUCAAGAUUGACUGCCAAAUUUCUUCAAGAUCAUACUGCUUUUUUUAAUUUUUAAACACCAAAUCGCAGCAAUAUAAAACAAACCGACAAAACAAAAAUUGAAUUUGGCAAUCCUAGUCAUCUAGACUUUCUGUUCUUUGGACUGGUGUUUUGGUUCCAUGAAAAUAAGUUCAUUUUCAAUCUGAAGCCAUUGCAGGGAAUUAUUCAAAUUUUCUAGUUUCCCUUUCAGGUGCAAUGGAAAAAAAUGUUCCAGUAAAACAAAGAACACUGUAAAUAAUUUUGCAAAUCAGAUCAAAAUAACCUACAGUAUUUUUGAUGUUCUGCAAAUUAAUAUUUUUGACUCUGUCAGAAAAGUAAGGCACUGGAUUUGAAACUCCUCGUCAGCAUUCACUCGAUUGUAAUUAAUUAAUUAUGAUGAUUAAAAAUCCUACUUUGGUAGAAAGUAAGUCAGUUUGUAACGAGGUGAUUAAUUAUUUAAACAUGAUGCAUGUGCCUUCUAUCAACACACUGUGUAAGCAACUCAUUGAUAUUGAAUAUGAAUUAUUAUGCCAGCGCGUAAUGAUACUAUGUAUAGUCUCGACGAAUUCCUCAAUUGUAAGCAAAACACGCUGAUGUGAGAUCAUUACUGAAUACUCUCUAUUGUUUUGUCUUACUCUCCUCGUAUAUUUGAGUAGAUUUGAAGCUUGUGAAAUGAUAUUAAAGUAAUAAAAGAAAAUUGCAUAACCAACAUUAAAUUUAUUUUCAGUU